AGAAAUAUGCAGACAAUUCUAAUAUUAUCAGAAGAGAAUCAAGUACGGUCAGAAAUUCAUCGUGCAAAAAGUGAUGGUGGACUCACAAUGAGAGGAGUUUGUCAGGGAACUGGGGACAUGUUUGAACGGCUCAAGAAGGUAUUUUAUGGUGAACCUGCUGAAGAUACUGUGCCUGUCGCAAAUGAGUCAGAACAGAGCCAAGAGAAUGAAGAGCAAACAUCGUCUCUACCGUGGGCAUUACGAGUUCAGUGUUUUAUUGGAUGUUUUUUUCUAUCUUUAUUAUGUUCAGCACUAGGAAGUGUCAUGCUUUUUUCACAUAAAAUUAUUGGCUUUGCAGUCAUGAUUUCUGUUGGAAAUAUUAUUUCGAUAUGUGGGACAUUUUUUUUAACUGGUCCCGUAAGACAAUUGAAAAAGAUGUUUGAAAAAGGUCGGUUCAUUGCGACACUAGUUUUUAUUACACUGAUAGCGUUUUCUCUAAUUGCUGCGCUCUUUUUAUCCAGCCCAUUUUUGGCAUUUAUACUUGUUGUUGGCGAGUAUAUCGCCAUGCUUUGGUACUCUAUAUCAUACAUUCCCUAUGCAAGGUAA
Molecule: messenger RNA, 585 nt
Organism: Enterobius vermicularis (human pinworm)
Lineage: Eukaryota; Metazoa; Nematoda; Chromadorea; Rhabditida; Oxyuridae
Source: the annotation of a GenBank genome assembly